Messenger RNA from Antechinus flavipes (yellow-footed antechinus), 6279 nucleotides. RefSeq names its product phosphodiesterase 8A (gene PDE8A). The record is from RefSeq and is a predicted model, not a curated record. Lineage: Eukaryota; Metazoa; Chordata; Mammalia; Dasyuromorphia; Dasyuridae. Gene Ontology annotation, biological process: cellular response to epidermal growth factor stimulus; signal transduction; regulation of DNA-templated transcription. Gene Ontology annotation, molecular function: 3',5'-cyclic-AMP phosphodiesterase activity. The transcript has 21 exons. Bases 2463 to 4946 code for a protein of 827 amino acids.
UUCGGAUGUUAUGGAGGCAGGGAGGUUUGGGCCGUGGGGGCAGCAGCACUAAGAGUUUUGUUUCAGGGGAGACAUAAAUUUGGGAACGUGAAGGAUCCUAUUCGGGGUGGGGGUGGGGGACGGAAUACAGAAGUUGUGCCUCUGCCACUUCUCAUCAUCAACAUUUAAUUCAACAUUUAAUGGAAUGGUAGACGGGAAGGAGUCUUAGAGAGAAAUUACCCCAUACUCUAUUUUCUACAUAAAAGGAAACUGAGUCCCAUUUAGAAGUGACUUGCCUAAGGUCAUACAACUUCUUGGUGACAGCCCUUGGAGUAGUACUCCGGUUUUCAAACUUUCCGUUUAGUGUUCAGAGAGUGCCAAAUGUUGCGGCUCGUCACCUUUCUUCCUCUUCCACUGGUCCGGUUCUCUUAAUCGCUCCCCCCUCCCCAGGGAGAGUGGAAAGGAUACCUCCCGGUUGGCCUAUAAACGGAACGUUCCCGCGACCCCUGGGUUUAUGGUCAGCUGACUCUUAACUGAAGCCAGCCCCGAGGACGGAAAUCUAACCCGGGGACGCAGGGAAAGUCUGAGUAAGGUUCAAGAGAGACAUCUCAGUGGGUAGAGAGCUGCCAGCCUUGGAGUCCGGAGAUCUGGGUUUUCGCCCCAAAGUGUAAAACUAACCAGCGUGACCUUGUACAAAUCGCCCAGUCUCCCUGGACCUCAGUUUCCUCUUCUGUAAAAAAGAGGAUUUGGGUCGAGAUGAUCUCGAAGAUCCCAAAUCUGGGAUACUGCACUUCUAUAGGAGGUGUGGAGUCCUACGGUGGUUCUCACCUCACUCGCUCCCCUUUAGCAGGGCUAAAACAUGGAGAGGGGCAAAAAGAAAAAGAAAAGAAAAGCCGUUUGGGAGAGACUCUUCAGAGCUCCCAGCAGCGUUUCUUCCCCCCUCCCUCCCCCUGGGCAUGCUCAGUAGCUCAGGCAGGUUUGGCUCCAAGUAGGAAGCUCCGGCGCUACACCGGCUGUUUUGCAUUGACGCCAGUAAAGGCUGGAGGUCACUUCUUGCGGGUGCUUUGAUUGGACGUGCUGCUGUCAAACCCUGGGGCAGAGACUGGGACGGGGAAACAACCUGGCAGAGAUUCACCGGGCAUUUCAAGGGGGUGCGGGGCACCAUCCCUGCGAACGGGGCCACCCCUCCACCCUUGGAGGGGAGACGAGGGAAGAAGAGGCAGGAGCAGCAUCUCUGCUGCACAACGCAGGCUCUGUGCCCGAGCAUUAAACGUCUCGCCAUUUUAAUUCAUUCCAUGCAGAGCCAGGGACUCCAGCAGAAUUGCGUGUAUGCAUCAUCUCUGGGACCAGAAACAUCGUGGGCCCCGCAUGCAUUACAGACCUGCCUUCACGCUCGCUGCUGGGGUAUCUCCAGCCUUUUGUUCCUGCCCGUCUUCAGCGUUAUUAUCAUUUUCUUAAGACUGAAGCUCUGAAGUCUUCUCCCCCCUCUUCCCACCCCUUUCCGUCACACACACACCCCACCUAUUUUAUUCCAUUUGCGCGGCAAACAUGCACUGAAACGGGAUUCCCGUGUUUCUUUUCCUCUACUUCAGGAAUUGGUACCGCUGGAUGGAAUGCUUUGCAGGGUAAACCUGCUUUUCGAAGGGGAAAUCUGCCUUCUGGAGCUGCUGCCAAGAGGAUAGUGUGUGCAUGUCAAUAGCCAGUCUGCGCCGCUGCCGCCGCCGCCGCCGUCGCCGCCGCCGCCGCCGCCGCUGUUAGGAGGAAGGAGGAGGUGGAGGAGAAGGAAAGGAGGGAGCAUGCAUUGGAGGGGAACGUGAGCGCUAGUCUCUAACUGUGGAGGGGGGAGCGAUUCAAGGGGGUUUCACUUCCCCCCACCCCCAGCAAAGAGCAGUAGCGUCUCUUACAGUUAAACUUCGUGGGAAGAAAAUUGCCUGUUUAGUCCUAGGGGUGUGGAAGAACAGGGAUCUCCGCCCCCCCACCCUACCCCACCCCUUGUCCCAGACCCCGCUCCCAAAAUCCUCCUGAAACACUGUGAAAUUAAAAAAAAAAAAUACUGCUUCUCCGGAAUUUUAAUAUUUAAUUCAAGAAAAUGGGAGCGCGCCUUGUCGAAAGCCACAUUCACUAAGUCCGAGGGGCUUGUUGACUUUUCCCGGGGGGAGGAGGGGAGAAAACCCCUAACCCAAACCCUGUCGGCUGAACGUUUUAGGCAACGAUGUGCAGCUCGGCCUGCGCUUCAUUUCCCCACAGCCCCCCUCCGGGUUCCCAUUAAAGUUCCAAGAAGCCCCCGCUCGCAGAAGAAGUCGAAAAGGGCUAUGUUUCCUUGCUCGCUGAGGUUAACUCAUAAUGACACAGCCCUCGAGUCCAGCGGAUGACAAGAAGGACUAGCUAGACAGACCCUUGAGAAGCUGAGAAUUCCGAGACCAAAUCCAGCGGAUCGAAGGAAAAGUCAGUUUAGAAAAUCGCGUCCGAAGUGACUUGAAAGCAUGGGCUGCGCUCCAAGCAUCCACAUUUCUGACAGCAGGGUGGUGUACCACACUGGCAAAGAGUCCGAGGACUCAACCCCCCCCAACCAGAGCAAUAUCACCACCAUGUCUCAGCAGCUGCAAAACAGCAACCCUAUGCCCGGAUUAUUCAUCAAAUCCCCUAACACGUCCACUUACAAAGUGAGGACUAAUGUGUCCAAGAAAGACAAGAAAGAGAACAGCAUGGAAGCGGAGACCCAGAGCUGCAGAUCCGGUAGUAAGACAGUAACAGAUGUACAAUUUGGCCCCAUGAGAAUCCAUCAAGAUCAGCUUCAGGUACUUUUAGUGUUUCCCAAAGAAGAUAACCAGAGUAAUGGAUUCUGUUGGGCAUGUGAGAAGGCAGGAUUUAAGAGCUCACUUGCAAAGAAUCCUCAGUCUGCACUUGAAAGCUUUCUGGAAAAACAUCAGGACAUCAUCAUCAUUGAUAAUAGACAUCCCCGGCAGCUGGAUGCAGUAGCACUGUGCAGGUCUAUCAGAGCAACUAAAUCCUCAGAAAACACGGUUAUUGUUGCUGUAGUACGAAGGGGGGACCGUGAAGAAGCAUCUAUUAUGCCCCUUAUUGUUGCUGGUUUUACAAGGAGAUACAUAGAGAACGGCAACAUCAUGGCCUGUUACAAUGAACUAAUUCAGCUGGAAUUUGGUGAAGUGCGGUCACAACUUAAACUAAGGGCUUGCAAUUCAAUAUUCACGGCACUAGAAAAAAGUCAAGAAGCCAUUGAAAUUAAAAAUGAAGAUCACAUUUUACAGUAUGCCAAUCCUGCAUUUGAAAUGGCUAUGGGCUAUCAAACAGGUGAACUACUGGGGAAGGAAUUAGUAGAAGAGCCUCUAAGUGAAAAAAAAGCUGAUUUCCUGGAAGCUAUAAAUUCAUGCAUCAAGAUAGGAAAGGAGUGGCAAGGAAUUUAUUAUGCCAAAAAGAAAAAUGGGGAUAAUAUACAACAAAAUGUGAAGAUCAUACCUGUCAUCGGACAGGGAGGAAAGAUUAGACACUAUGUGUCCAUUAGUAGAAUGUGCAAUGACAUCAAUAAGGUAGAAAAAACUUGUGAACGUGUUCAGGCUGAAUCUCAAACAGGAAGUUCACAGAGACGUCAUUCUUCCAUGGCAAGGAUUCACUCAAUGACUAUUGAAGCACCCAUCACCAAGGUGAUAAAUAUUAUCAAUGCUGCACAAGAAAACAGUCCGAUACCUGUGGCAGAGGCUUUAGACCGUGUACUAGAGAUCCUAAGAACCACUGAGUUAUAUUCUCCACAACUUGGAACUAAGGAUGAUGAUCCCCAUGCCAGUGAUCUUGUCGGCGGCCUCAUGUCUGAUGGUAUAAGAAGGUUGUCAGGAAAUGAAUACAUUUUUUCAUCAAAACAACUUCAUCCGGUUCCAGCCAGUUUAACUUCUCCUAUAUCCCUCAAUGACAUCCCACCACGGAUAGCACAGGCCAUGGAAAAUGAAGAGUAUUGGGACUUUAACAUUUUUGAACUGGAGGCUGCCACUCACAAAAGGCCGUUAAUUUAUCUUGGUCUCAAGAUUUUUGCUCGCUUUGGAAUCUGUGAAUUCCUAAACUGCUCAGAAGCCACGCUACGGUCUUGGUUGCAAAUCAUCGAAGCCAACUACCAUGCGUCCAACUCCUACCACAACUCUACCCACUCUGCGGAUGUACUUCACGCCACCGCCUACUUCCUGGCUAAGGAAAGAGUCAAGCAAACUUUAGACCCAAUUGAUGAAGUUGCUGCCCUCAUUGCUGCCACUGUCCAUGAUGUGGAUCACCCUGGAAGAACAAACUCAUUUCUGUGCAAUGCAGGGAGUGAGCUGGCAAUUUUAUAUAAUGAUAUUGCCGUGCUGGAGAGCCACCACGCAGCCCUAGCUUUCCAGCUUACUAUUCGAGAUGAAAAAUGCAAUAUAUUUAAAAAUAUGGAGAGGAAUGAAUAUCGGACACUUCGUCAAGCCAUCAUUGACAUGGUCUUAGCAACAGAAAUGACCAAGCACUUUGAGCAUGUCAACAAAUUUGUCAACAGCAUCAACAAGCCUUUAGCAACACUAGAAGAAAAUGGGGCCAACAAUAGUGAUGGAGAAGUAGUCAAAAGUGUGCUCACAUCUCCAGAGAAUCGAAUUCUUAUCAAACGGAUGCUGAUCAAGUGUGCUGAUGUGUCCAAUCCCUGCCGUCCCCUAGAGCUGUGCAUUGAGUGGGCUGGGCGCAUCUCGGAGGAGUACUUUGCACAGACUGAUGAGGAGAAGAAACAAGACUUACCUGUGGUGAUGCCGGUUUUUGACAGAAACACUUGCAGUAUCCCCAAAUCCCAAAUCUCAUUCAUUGACUACUUCAUUACAGACAUGUUUGAUGCUUGGGACGCCUUUGCAGAUCUGCCCAACAUAAUGCAACAUCUUGACAACAACUUCAAGUACUGGAAGGGACUAGAUGAGAAGCAGCUCCGGAGCUUAAGACCACCACCUGAAUAGCGAUUACUCCUCCUCCUCCUCCUUCUCCUCCACCCAACCCAGGCAUCCAGAUGCAUUGUUCCUCAAGCUCACUUGGGUUCAUAUUAAGCCAGAAUCAUUUGGCCUUUUCAGUAUUAGUCAGACCGGCCCCGUGCACUUGAGGAUCUGGAAAGAACAUGGCAGUCUCCUGUGGCCUUCAAUAUUGAAAACCCAUGGAGUAGAGAGUCAGUCUUUCCCCCUGAUGUUACACUGGAUGGAUGGCUGCAGAGACUAUCCUGAAGAAGGUCAAAUAUGAACCAUACGUCUGCAUUUUCAUCAUACAAUAUAAUGCAGCUUGGUAGGAUGAUAGAAGAAAUUCUCAGAUCCUCAAUUCAACAAGUGAAGGAGAAAUCCCCAUUGACUCAUAGCUUUGUGGAGAAUGUUCUGUGCUGGGUUUAGCACUUAAAAACUGCUAAUAAAAAUUUAGACAUUUAAAGGCAACUCUUCAUGAACAAGUUUUUGUCCUAUGAAAAAUAGACAUCUUCUAUUUUUUCACAUCGCAGAAGGUGCAAUCAUUCACUUCUAAGCACUACUGAAAGUGACUUCUCUCAAAAGAAAUUUAGUAGCAAAUGUAAAGAAAAAACCACAAAGAAUUUUUUGAAGUUGAUUGUUAGCAUCUAUGAUUAAAAUAUGUUUUAUUUAUUUUGUUAGAUGUUCAAUAUUUUCUAUGAAUUUAUAAAUACUUAAAAGCCAAAGCCAACUUUAGAUGCCAUUACAAAUUUACAUGAUUCAUUUCAUUGAUAUGCAUUACUUGAUGUACAGACCUUUUAUUUUCAUAAUGCAAAGACAAAAUACUAUCCAAUGACACACAUUUUUACUGCACUCUAUGGGUAACUAUAUAUGUUAACUGUCGUCUCUGAUUUAUGCUAAUCAAAGAAGAUUGUUUGGUUGACAGGUCUCACUCCAGAGUACAAAGGUCUGAAAGACUCUUCUGCUCCAGAAACAACAGAGCUAUGCUACGCUAGUUAUCAUUCUCUGCUCUUGUUUGCCGAUGACUUCCCAAAGUGAAAUUGUACAACUCUUGGUCAGACGGGGGAAAAAAAGUUGGGACUGAACAUUUUUUUCUCCUUUAAAAAUUUUAUAAUUAAAUUCCCUAUCAAAAGUCUGCCUUAUUUUAUACAGUAUUUCUACAAAGCAUUCCAUAUCAUAGACAAGGGAAUAACCAAUGGAAUAUUUAGUGAAUCUCAGCAUUUUAUAGCCUCUCUAUUUUCCUUGGCAGUGGAAAUCUUUAACUCUGGAAAUUUGUAAAGGUUCUGUACCUUCACAAUUUGAAUGAAGUAAACACCAGAAAACAAUAAAACAUAUAUUUUAAGAA